Molecule: messenger RNA, 1516 nt
Organism: Pararge aegeria (speckled wood butterfly)
Lineage: Eukaryota; Metazoa; Arthropoda; Insecta; Lepidoptera; Nymphalidae
Gene: Rpt1
Product: 26S proteasome regulatory subunit 7
Exons: 10
Coding region: 122-1426 (434 amino acids)
Biological process (GO): proteasome-mediated ubiquitin-dependent protein catabolic process
Cellular component (GO): proteasome regulatory particle, base subcomplex
Molecular function (GO): ATP binding; proteasome-activating activity; ATP hydrolysis activity
Source: RefSeq, a predicted model, not a curated record
CUGUUGAAGUGUUUAACAAAUUGCAGUGGAUUUUUGUUAAGUCUGGAAUCUGGAUAGUGGAUUGGAGAUCGAAGAAGAAUUUUAAUUUUCUGAUUCUAUUUUAAUUAAACAAACAUUAACAAUGCCUGAUCAUUUAGGAGAUGAUAUGCGGAAGAUGAAAGAUGAUAAAGAGGAACCAGAAAAGGAGAUUAAAUCACUCGAUGAAGCAGAUAUAGCGCUUUUGAAGUCAUACGGGCAAGGACAAUACACCAAAAUAAUCAAAGAAGUUGAGGAUGGCAUCCAGACUGUAAUGAAAAGGGUUAAUGAACUGACUGGCAUCAAAGAAUCUGAUACAGGUUUGGCACCUCCGGCGCUGUGGGACUUGGCUGCAGAUAAACAAACUCUACAGAACGAGCAACCUUUGCAGGUUGCAAGAUGCACAAAAAUUAUCAAUGCAGACUCUAACGAUCCAAAAUACAUAAUCAAUGUGAAACAGUUUGCCAAGUUUGUGGUGGACUUGGCUGAUUCUGUGGCACCCACAGAUAUUGAAGAAGGGAUGAGAGUUGGUGUCGACCGCAACAAAUACCAGAUCCAUAUACCACUACCGCCCAAAAUAGACCCAACAGUGACAAUGAUGCAAGUGGAAGAGAAGCCAGAUGUCACGUACAGUGAUGUGGGAGGCUGCAAGGAACAGAUUGAGAAGUUGCGGGAGGUUGUUGAAACCCCACUGUUGCAUCCAGAGAAGUUCGUGAAGCUGGGCAUUGAACCUCCGAAAGGCGUUCUUCUCUUCGGCCCGCCGGGAACUGGGAAAACGCUGUGUGCGCGUGCCGUGGCCAACCGCACUGAUGCCUGCUUUAUUAGGGUUAUUGGUUCAGAAUUAGUGCAAAAGUACGUAGGCGAAGGUGCCAGAAUGGUCCGGGAACUUUUCGAGAUGGCUCGCAGCAAGAAAGCCUGCCUCAUUUUCUUCGACGAGAUCGACGCUAUUGGCGGUGCGAGAUUCGACGACGGAGCCGGCGGUGAUAAUGAAGUGCAGAGAACUAUGUUAGAAUUAAUCAAUCAGUUGGACGGUUUCGAUCCCAGAGGCAAUAUUAAGGUCCUCAUGGCGACGAAUCGCCCCGACACUUUGGACCCCGCGCUCAUGCGACCCGGGCGUCUCGACAGGAAGGUGGAGUUCGGCUUGCCGGAAUUGGAAGGGCGCGCGCACAUAUUCAGAAUACACGCGCGCUCCAUGAGCGUUGAGCGCGACAUCCGGUUCGACCUGCUGGCGCGACUGUGCCCCAACUCCACCGGCGCUGAAAUCAGGUCUGUGUGCACCGAAGCGGGGAUGUUCGCGAUCCGAGCGCGCCGCAAGGUGGCCACCGAGAAGGACUUCCUGGAGGCAGUCAACAAGGUCAUCAAGUCGUACGCCAAGUUCUCCGCCACGCCGCGCUACAUGACCUACAACUAAAUAUCGUGUUGUCUAUAUAAAUUGUACUUUAUACUAAUAAAGAAAAAAAAAAUAAGUUACAAAAAAAGAUAAAUAAAUUACUAUCAGAAU